AGCCCCGAGCGAGCGAGCGAGCGAGCGAGUUGCCGAGCGCGCCCCGUCCCUCGCGCGCGAUGCUCCCCUGGACGGCGCUCGGCCUGGCCCUGAGCUUGCGGCUGGCGCUGGCGCGGAGCGGCGCGGAGCGCGGUCCACCAGCAUCAGCCCCCCGAGGGGACCUGAUGUUCCUGCUGGACAGCUCAGCCAGCGUCUCUCACUACGAGUUCUCCCGGGUUCGGGAGUUUGUGGGGCAGCUGGUGGCUCCACUGCCCCUGGGCACCGGGGCCCUGCGUGCCAGUCUGGUGCACGUGGGCAGUCGGCCAUACACCGAGUUCCCCUUCGGCCAGCACAGCUCGGGUGAGGCUGCCCAGGAUGCGGUGCGUGCUUCUGCCCAGCGCAUGGGUGACACCCACACUGGCCUGGCGCUGGUCUAUGCCAAGGAACAGCUGUUUGCUGAAGCAUCAGGUGCCCGGCCAGGGGUGCCCAAAGUGCUGGUGUGGGUGACAGAUGGCGGCUCCAGCGACCCUGUGGGCCCCCCCAUGCAGGAGCUCAAGGACCUGGGCGUCACCGUGUUCAUUGUCAGCACCGGCCGAGGCAACUUCCUGGAGCUGUCAGCCGCUGCCUCAGCCCCUGCCGAGAAGCACCUGCACUUUGUGGACGUGGAUGACCUGCACAUCAUUGUCCAAGAGCUGAGGGGCUCCAUUCUCGACGCGAUGCGGCCGCAGCAGCUCCAUGCCACGGAGAUCACGUCCAGCGGCUUCCGCCUGGCCUGGCCACCCCUGCUGACCGCAGACUCGGGCUACUAUGUGCUGGAGCUGGUGCCCAGCGCCCAGCCGGGGGCUGCAAGACGCCAGCAGCUGCCAGGGAACGCCACGGACUGGAUCUGGGCCGGCCUCGACCCGGACACGGACUACGACGUGGCGCUAGUGCCUGAGUCCAACGUGCGCCUCCUGAGGCCCCAGAUCCUGCGGGUGCGCACGCGGCCCGGUGAGGCAGGGCCGGGGGCUUCGGGCCCGGAGUCGGGGGCUGGGCCGGCCCCCACGCAGCUCGCCGCCCUCCCCGCCCCAGAGGAGGCCGGGCCAGAGCGCAUCGUCAUCUCCCACGCCCGGCCGCGCAGCCUCCGCGUGAGUUGGGCCCCAGCGCUGGGCUCAGCCGCGGCGCUCGGCUACCACGUGCAGUUCGGGCCGCUGCGGGGCGGGGAGGCGCAGCGGGUGGAGGUGCCCGCGGGCCGCAACUGCACCACGCUGCAGGGCCUGGCGCCGGGCACCGCCUACCUGGUGACCGUGACCGCCGCCUUCCGCUCGGGCCGCGAGAGCGCGCUGUCCGCCAAGGCCUGCACGCCCGACGGCCCGCGCCCGCGCCCACGCCCCGUGCCCCGCGCCCCGACCCCGGGGACCGCCAGCCGUGAGCCGUAAGCCGGCGUCCCCGCCCAGCCGAGAGGGCCGGCGCCUACCUGAGGGCCCCUGUGUCCCGAACCCGGAGCGGAGGCGCCCAACCCGGCAGACGGGUGCAGGCCCGGCCUUUCCCCACGCGGACUCCGCGCGACCCCGGCCCUCUCCCUGCGGCCGCAGGGCUUCCCCGCCUGGCGCCUGCCCUCCAGGGCUGGGGCCUCGCCUGGCGGGACCCCGCAGCAGCCCCGGCCCCAUCCCCGCCCAGAGCCGGGCGUCGUGUGGGUCCGUGGGUGAUAAUUGAGAGCGUCAGACCCAGGACUGUUCAGGGAGGAGCCCCGGUCAGACUCCCACGUGUGAAGACCGGGCCCCAAGUGGCAAGGGCUGGCCUGGGGCGGGCAGCUUGGGUCCUGGACGUUGAUAGGAAGCGGAAGGGGAAUCGCGGGAAGCUGGCCCAGGUCAGGUCCGCAAAGGCUUCUGAAGAAGAGGAAGGGCGAGUAGGGGCACCUGGACGCUGAUGGUGGCCAGGAUGCUCAGCUGGCCAGGAGGGCAGCACCUGCUGGGGACGGUGGCCCUGCCUUCAUGCCCAGGACACCAGCUGGGUCCAGCUAGCAGCCACUGGGAAUCAGAGGAAUGGGGCAGAGCUGGGCAUUCAGGACCUUGAGGACACGUGACCCCACCCGCCCACCGCCACUAUCAGGCCCCGGGACCGCACUGACAGGAAACCUUCCGUCGUGAGGGAGCACUUCCCAGGGGCCGCAGGGACGACACUCUCCAGGGAGGCCCCAGCAACCACACCAUCUUCUUGCUGUGAGAGGUCUCACCCCGGGCUACCUCCUGUCACUACUCACUGCCCUGGGGUCCGUGGGCAAGUUGCCCAGGGUGGGGGUGCCUAGCCAGGUGCAGUCCCCGCCCCGCCUAGUCCUCGGCGUCACGCAAUGCUCACCUCGCCUCUUCCCCACUAACAUCCCAGACUUUAAAAUUCAGUAAAUCAGAUGUACACCGAGCCUGCAGUCUCGCUAGGAUGCUUUACUCCUCCACAAACAGCAGCCGCCGACAGGACAGCUUGUGAACGUCUCCGCCUUUUGGGGUGUCCGGGGAGAGGAGGUGGAGCUGUCCCCUCCCAGUGUCAGGCCUCCUUGGUCCUCAUGUGCACCUUUUAUUCAGAGAGCUUGGGCCCCCUUCCUUUGGAGCUGGGCCCAGGGCAGGUGGCUGGAAUGCAGAGGACAAGGGGGCUGGGGCCUCUGCAGGGCCAUUCCCACCGCAGUCUCUGCCACGGCCCGGAGCCCUGGGCCCAGGGCCACGCGGGCUCCCUCUGCUGGCAAAGCCACACCCUGCACCGCAUGGGGUCCACUGCCCCUUUCCCCACGUGGACUCUGCGUGACCCCAGGAACUGCAGCAUUGAGGUGGUCUCAGUCCCUCCCUCAGGUCUGGUGGGCAUUGUGCCAGGGGCCACCUUCGGGACAGCUGGCCUUGGCACCGUCUCCCAAGAACCCAGCUCUGUGCAUCCCGUGGCCCCACCAGAAACCCAAGGCCACACCGCCCACCAGCUGGGUGUGGUCACCAUUCAUGGAGGGCCGGCUGGGGCCAGGCUCACCACGCAGAGUUUGCCCUCCGGUGUGAUGAUGCAUGAGACACAGUAGGCCCCCCUGCCUGUGUGUGCAGGGGGUGUCUGUGGGGGGGCCCUGCUGGCUGGACUUUGGGUUUCUCCUGAGCUCCCCUUAGCCCCCAAGUCAGGCCACGGAGGCCUGAGUAGGACCCAUGGGCUGUGUGUGUCACUGCAGGUGGCGUGCUCACAACUGCACUGCUGGUCGGCAGGUGGCCAGGGUUGCAGGCCCGGGCCUCGGGCCCCACCUCCUCUGGAGGGGUAGGAUCUCCUUCGUGCAGCCCCUGCCCCCUACCCUGUUCUCCGGAGUGUUGGCAGAUCUGAGCCCACGGUCACGUGAGAGGAGAUGCCUCUUGCACACUGAGCCCAGGCCCAGCUCACGGAGCACCCUGCAGGUGGCAGCGGGGCACCAGGGGCUCAUUCCUGGUGGCCUCAGUGGCUUCUGUGGACGACUCAGACUCACAUGAGAAGCUGGGAGGAGCUCCAGCUCUGCAAUCCCGAGAGGGCAGAGCGGGGGCCCUGGCCACAACCCUGCUCCCCACAUACCCGUCUGGCAGAGGCUCUGCCUCCCCUCUGCCCAUCUCUGCACACCAAGGCUGAGCACAGCACAAGGCCUCACGGAGAGGGUGAAAAGGCACUGCCGUCUCCAUCUCAGUGCCAAGGAAUGCCCCUUUCAGAAGCCCUCGUCUGAGAAGUGCUGCCCCUUAUGUAGCCCCAGGCAUUUUAAAAUCUUUGAAUCUGCACCAAGUCUCAGAACAGCUCUGGCCCCGGAGUGCUCCGUCCAGGCCGCUGUGAACCGGCUGUCCCCGCGUCUCCUCCACCUCCCCUGACACAAUCCUGGCCCCGACUCAGUCCACCCAGGGUGCAGUGCAGAGGCUGAUACCCGCCAGGACUUCCUUGCCAAGGGCCCGGCCACGUCACAAGGCCACUGCACGCUUUUCGACAUGCACCUGGAAAUCGGGAAGGGCCAUGCUGCAGUUGCUUCUAGUUGAGACGAGAAGAGCGACAAGGUUGUGAUCCACGUGGCAGGUGUUCAGAAGGCUGGGGGCGGGCAGCGCUGGGGAGAGCCCUGGGUACUUCGAGGAGACCCCGAAGGGAGGCUGCUCCCACACCUGCGCCAGUUUCCACCCUCUCUGUGAGCAGGGCUGCGGUCACCUCCCACAUCUGAAGAGAACCAACCUGAGGAUUUCACGCUGGCUGCGUGCCAGACCAGUCCCUGACAGGUUGUGCGAGGCCCUUCGCUGGACAGCCCAUUGCUGGCCACUGGACGGAGAGGCAGAGGGGGCUGAAAUUCGGGCCCAUGCCUCUGUGAGCGAUGACGGAGCAACAGCUCUCCAGCACGUGAAGCUCUCCAGACAGCUGUUCGUGAGAAGCCAGACAGAGGCCUGGGGUCUCAGUCCAGAUUUCUGGGGAGUGGGGUGUCCAAGCGUGGGCCACGCUGCUGGGAGCCACCUAGGGAAGCAGGUCGCCUGUUUCUAUAGUGACGGUAAUAAACCAAGUCAAUUUUCUAUAGUGA
Messenger RNA from Homo sapiens (human), 4492 nucleotides. It is a transcript of the gene VWA1, whose product is annotated as von Willebrand factor A domain containing 1. The transcript is spliced from 3 exons. Gene Ontology annotation, molecular function: protein homodimerization activity; microfibril binding; identical protein binding. The coding region runs from base 60 to 1397 and encodes 445 amino acids. Lineage: Eukaryota; Metazoa; Chordata; Mammalia; Primates; Hominidae. The record is from RefSeq and is marked validated. Gene Ontology annotation, cellular component: basement membrane; interstitial matrix; extracellular region.